Jaminaea rosea is the source of this 1444-nucleotide messenger RNA. Its product is annotated as putative PGK1-phosphoglycerate kinase. Gene Ontology annotation, biological process: gluconeogenesis; glycolytic process. Gene Ontology annotation, cellular component: cytosol. The transcript has 8 exons. NCBI's taxonomy places the organism in Eukaryota, Fungi, Basidiomycota, Exobasidiomycetes, Microstromatales. The coding region runs from base 25 to 1278 and encodes 417 amino acids. The record is from RefSeq and is a predicted model, not a curated record. Gene Ontology annotation, molecular function: ADP binding; ATP binding; phosphoglycerate kinase activity.
CUCCACAACUCCACUACAGCAACCAUGUCUCUUUCCAACAAGCUCUCCAUCAACGAUGUCGACCUCAAGGACAAGCGCGUCUUGAUCCGCGUCGACUUCAAUGUCCCUAUGGACGGCGACAAGGUCACCAACCCUCAGCGCAUCGUCGCUGCUCUGCCUACUGUCAAGUACGCUCUUGAGCAGAAGGCCAAGUCGGUCAUCCUCAUGUCCCACCUCGGUCGCCCCGAUGGCAAGCCCGUCUCCAAGUACUCGCUCAAGCCCGUCACCUCCAAGGUCUCCGAGCUUCUCGGCAAGGACGUCACCUUCCUCCCAGACUGCGUUGGCGCUGAGACCGAGAAGGCCGUCAGCGAGGGCAAAGAUGGCCAAGUCUUCCUGCUCGAGAACUUGCGCUUCCACGUCGAGGAGGAGGGCAAGGGUGUCAACGAGAAGGGCGAGAAGGUCAAGGCCGAGAAGAGCGACGUCGACGCCUUCCGUGCCUCGCUCACCAAGCUCGCAGACGUCUACAUCAACGACGCCUUCGGAACCGCUCACCGUGCUCACUCGUCCAUGGUGGGCGUGCAGCUCGACCAGCGCGCCUCUGGCUUCCUCAUGAAGAAGGAGCUCGAGUUCUUCGCCAAGGCCCUCGAGAACCCGGACAGGCCUUUCCUUGCCAUCCUCGGUGGUGCCAAGGUCAGCGACAAGCUGAAGCUCAUCGACAAUGUCCUCGACAAGGUCAACAAGCUCAUCAUCUGCGGAGGCAUGGCCUUCACCUUCAAGAAGACGCUCGAGAAUGUCAAGAUCGGCACUUCCCUCUUUGACGAGGAGGGCUCCAAGAACGUCGCCGCUCUGGUUGAGAAGGCCAAGAGCAAGGGCGUUGAACUCAUCCUGCCCGUCGACUACGUGACUGCAGACAAGUUCGACAAGAAUGCCCAGGUCGGCUCUGCUACGGACGAGGAGGGUAUCCCCGACGACCGUAUGGGCCUCGACGCUGGACCCAAGAGCCGUGAACUCUUCAAAAAGGCCAUUCUCUCGUCGAAACUCAUCCUCUGGAAUGGACCGGCGGGCGUCUUUGAGUUUGAGAACUUUGCCGGGGGCAGCAAGGCGAUGCUGGAUGCCUGUCUCGAGGCAGAGUCUAAGGGCUCCACGGUGGUCAUCGGUGGUGGUGACACAGCCACCGUUGCUGCUAAGUACGAUGCUGACACCAAGGUCGCGCACUGCUCGACGGGUGGAGGUGCAUCCGUUGAGCUUCUUGAGGGCAAGCAGCUGCCCGGUGUUGUUGCGCUCAGCGAGAGGAAGUGACUUCAAGGCGGCUUUGGUACCAAGUUGUAGAAGCGGAGAGGAAGGAGUAUGGAUGUCGUAGAUGCGUGAAAUCUAUUCGUUUGAGAUUCCUUUUGCGGCUACGCGCUUGAACAAAGAGGAGGAGAGGGUCUUAGAGCGCCCAACGAGUGUGGCUCUUGACAAUGUU